This is a messenger RNA of Glycine soja, 1298 nucleotides long. RefSeq lists its product as uncharacterized. The coding region runs from base 150 to 1100 and encodes 316 amino acids. The record is from RefSeq and is a predicted model, not a curated record. The transcript has 2 exons. Lineage: Eukaryota; Viridiplantae; Streptophyta; Magnoliopsida; Fabales; Fabaceae.
ACGGGUUAACAAUACGUCGACGUUUGAGAGAAAAUCGUUGCGAGGGUUUCGGACAUGGUCAGUGCUCUAAUGCCACAAACGCACCUCCUUCUUCUGGCGGAGAUUCCUUUGAGGUUUCUACGUUGGAACAAACCGAGGCGAAGAAAGGAAUGAAGGAGCACGACGAAGACGUCAUCACCAAUGCCGUUUCGGGUAGCGCGGUUCGGCGCACGCGCUCGCAGGCGGAGCCGGACUGGAGCGUGACAGAGUCGCUGAUUCUGGUGAACGAGGUCGCGGCGGUGGAGGCGGACUGCUCCGUCGCGCUCUCCUCGUACCAGCAGUGGAACAUCAUCGCCGAGAAUUGCGCCGCUCUCGACGUGCCGCGGAGCCUCCCGCAGUGCCGCCGCAAGUGGCGCGCGCUGCUCAACGACUACGACGGCGCCAGAGGAGAGAGGCGCGCGCUGCCGCCGGGCUUUGAGCGCGAGGUUUUCGAGGCCGUCGAGCGCGUCGUGAGAGCGCGUGAGGAGCGGGGGCUGGUUGAUCCCGAGAGCGAUGAUGAAGAAGAUGGGAACGAUGAACAUGACGCCACUGUGGAAAUCGGGUCCAAAAGAAAAAGGCAACGAAGUAAAUCGAGACACCAAGUUCAAAAGCCUAAGAAAUUUCAUGAACAAAGGCCUGAUGACAGCCAUGAAGAAGGACCGGAGGAUGAUGAUAAUUCAGAAGACGAGUAUUUGAAAGACUUCCUAGAAUCAAGACCCAAAUUGAAAGGUACUGCAGAAAGGCCUCCAAAGCACUUGGUGAUGCCACCAAAGAGCCUUGGCGAAGUAGAGCUUAAUGAAAACUACCACCAAAUUGAAAGGCCGAAGCCGAUCGGCACAGAAAGGAUAACAAUUAGCAGGGAAGAAAAUGAGGAAACAUUGUCUCUGAAACUGCAAGAGUUGGCAGUAGAGAUUGAAGCAAUUGCUAGUGAAUCAGCAGCAGACUAUAAAGGAGGUGGCUCACAAAAUUUAGAGGACUCGUAUGACUUUACAAGAGGCCAAGGGGACAAGCUCAUAGUAAGCCUGGGAAAUUUCUUCAACACCCUUAAGUGUCUAUGUGAUACUCCCCAAGAGUGCAAAUGAACAUUACAAUGUUCUUUUGUAACUAUUUUCUAUUCUGGUCAGUGAUAGAAUGAAGCAUAGUUGAAUGUUGUUUCUUUAUUGUGUAGACUCUCUGGUUGUGUUCAAUCACUGAUGCUGCUCAUGUGAAAGUAAUUUAUUACAGCUUAACGAGACGCAUUUGUUUACUAUUCUAACUAUGAAUUUAACGUUUUCCUCAAA